Lactuca virosa is the source of this 389-nucleotide messenger RNA. The record is from the annotation of a GenBank genome assembly. Lineage: Eukaryota; Viridiplantae; Streptophyta; Magnoliopsida; Asterales; Asteraceae.
CAACAGAAGCAACUGCACCUCCAUCACUCUGUACGACACUUCAAUUCCUCAUUUACUUCAAUCUUCUCAAUUCUAAUUUCUUCUCUCUCCAAAAUAGAGAGAGAAAGUAUUUGCGUGAAUCACCAUCGCCGAUGAAGAUAAUGCCGCGAAAUUUGGCGGUUUUUAUCACCGUCGGUGCUUUCCUCAUCGCCAUUACCGGCGCCGAAGAUCCAUACAGAUUCUUCGAAUGGAAUGUCACAUAUGGCGAUAUCUAUCCACUCGGUGUUCGUCAACAGGGCAUUUUGAUUAAUGGAAAGUUUCCUGGGCCUGAUAUUUACUCAGUUACAAAUGACAAUCUCAUCAUCAAUGUCUUCAACAGCUUAGACGAACCUUUUCUUAUCUCAUGGUAA